This is a messenger RNA of Monomorium pharaonis (pharaoh ant), 2526 nucleotides long. Its product is annotated as drebrin-like protein. The coding region runs from base 91 to 1506 and encodes 471 amino acids. Gene Ontology annotation, molecular function: actin filament binding. The record is from RefSeq and is a predicted model, not a curated record. The transcript has 5 exons. Gene Ontology annotation, cellular component: site of polarized growth; actin filament; postsynaptic membrane. Lineage: Eukaryota; Metazoa; Arthropoda; Insecta; Hymenoptera; Formicidae. Gene Ontology annotation, biological process: regulation of actin filament polymerization; positive regulation of dendritic spine morphogenesis; neuron projection morphogenesis.
GCCGUCUACUUGUUUGUAUAGUCCGUGCGGUUCCUCCUGUUAUCGAAUCCGCCCCGGAACUUGUUAUGAACUUGAUGAUUUAGCGAGAAAAUGUCAAUUAAUCUGACGAAAAACAAUGAUGCCUUGGUGGCCGCUUGGCACAGCGUGGUCAACGAUAAAUUGUCUACUAACUGGGCUCUGUUUGGCUAUGAAGGGCAGACUAAUAAUUUAAAAGUAGAUGGAACAGGAAAUGGUGGUUUGGAAGAAAUGAUUGAUCGACUGAAUAGUAGUCACAUCAUGUAUGCAUUUUGUAAAGUUAUCGAUACUAAAACAAGUCUACCAAAAUAUUUACUUAUUAAUUGGCAAGGGGAAGGUGCUCCAAUUGUUAGAAAAGGAACAUGCGCUAAUCACAUUAGAGAUAUAGAAAAAUUGUUGAAGGGAGCACAUAUAACAAUUACUGCACGUUCUGAAGAUGAUGUGGAGGUAGACAUGAUUAUGGAAAAGCUUGCACGAGCAACAGCUUCUGCAUAUAAAUUCAAUGAACCUCGUAGUGAAAACGAAGGAAACACAGGUCCUGUUGGAACAACAUAUCGCAGAGUAAACCCUGAACAAGAAAUAAAUGCAAUGGAGAGAGAUCAGUUUUGGGAAAAGGAAGAAAUGGAGGAGAAAAGAAGAUUGGAGCAAGAGCGUCUGCGUUGCGAACAAGAGCGGCAGAAGUUAGAACGAGAAGUUAGAGCUCGGGAAGAAAAGGAAACGCAACUGAGAGAACAACAAGUAACGGCAAAGGAAAAUUCAAUCGCUCGUCAAAAACUAGCUGAACAGCGUGCCGAAAAUGUAAACAACUUACGCAAUCAAGUGGCUGCUCAAAAUUACAGCAAUGACGUCGAAGAUGAUCAUAAAUCGCGAAGCGAAGAACUACGGAGACAAAGGAGCAAAGAAACACAACAAUUGAUUGCUCAAAGAACAAUAAAUGCUCGAGCGAUAUUUGAACAGAAUUCAGCGGCCGGUCAAAUGAAGACGAGUUCUGCUCAACAAUUCUUACCUAAGAACAAUCAUGUGGAAUCAAUGAGAAAAGCGUUGGAGGAGACUCAGAUAAAGGAUCAGUCCGACGUGAAAUCUCGUGAGGAAACAUUAACUGAAGCGAAAAAAUCAACAAAUGCGGAAACAAUUGUCUCUUCUGUAGUGUCUCAAUCUCAAAAUACCAAUCAAGAAUUAAAAACAACUGCCAAUCCGCAAUCAGAACCUGGACAAACGACAGAGACUAAGGAGCAGGUCGCCGAAAACGAAUUGUACAACCAAUUAGAUGGCCCGUACUUAUACUUUGAUCCAAAUAACGAGGGAAUGAAAGCUAGAGCUUUGUAUGAUUAUCAGGCCGCUGACGACACAGAAAUCACUUUUGAUCCCGGAGAUAUAAUUACGCAUAUUGACGCAAUUGACGAAGGCUGGUGGCAAGGGCUCGGACCAGAUGGUACAUACGGACUUUUCCCUGCUAAUUAUGUUGAAGUUAUCGAGUACAAUACAACAUGAUAAAACAUGUUUCCAGAAAAAUUUAUGAAGAUUACUUAUAAUUUUCUUCAUAACUAUCCACAUGAAUUCACUUGCAUGUAAGACAUUGAUAUCAGCGCAAUAUUAUCCCUGAUAAAUGCUGUUACACAAGCAUAAGUAAGAAAUUGAACCACGUGAUAAAAUUAAUUCCGAAUGACUAGAAAAAAAAUCUUUUAUAAUAAAAAUGGCGUGUAACAACCAUAGACGUAAUAAGUAGGGACGUCUGAAAGUUCGUGCGAGAUAUUUAUGUUCAGCAGCCGAUCGUCACACACACACACACACACACACUUCGCGCGAUAUUCAGUAGGAUUUUGCACAAACGUCCGGCCCUUAUUAAUAAGUACAUACCUAUUAUGUCUAUACAACAAGUGCAUGCACGUCUUCAUAACAUUUUACGCCUUCCACACCUUUAUUUAAUUUUAGAGGAUUUAUGCAAGGAAUGAGUUUACAAUUAAAAUAACAAUUCACUUGGUAAAACUCGGAAAGAGAUGAUUGAAAUGUUUAAUCAUAACCAGGUAAUAUGUAUGUCUUCCCAACAGGUUUUAUCCAAUUAAUCCAUUAAUUAUAUAAAUAUAUAUCUUUUUAUAACAUAUUCUGUAUCAGAUGCUGAUAUAGCAGUAACUACAAUGCAUUUUAUGUACGAAUGGAAUUUGCGUUACUGCAAGUCUAGCUACUUACUUAUUUAAGCAUAUAUAUCAUUUUUAGAAAUAAGUACUUCAAAUUUGUUACAGUUUAUUAACAAAAAGAAACUUAAUAUCGAAGAACCCGCUUGAAUGCAAACGGCUUUCUCAUUUUUUAUAUUACUUUUUAAAUGUUGAUGUUAUAUAUGUUAUUCAAAAAGCAUAGAAAUGCUUUUAGUUAUCGUUGAGACAUAAGAGCGGCAGUUGACACGCAUAUUAGACAUGAUAAAUUAUUUUAUUGUAUGAUAUAGGAAUUUUUAUAGAUAAUAAUGAGAUAAAGUAGCAUCACAAUAUCAAUGUUACAUAAAUAAAACAAAGAAAA